ACAGGAGCGAGUUUCAGCGUAUUGUUGUUUUUGUUGUCAGACUAAAGUAAACAAAGCUUUUCGGGUUGUUUUUUUCUCGUUUUUUUUUUAGGUGUAAAGCUUUAUUUUAUUCAUUUUUAGUUUUUAAAUCAUACAACAAUAAAUAAGUGACAGUUGUUUUUUUUGUAGUGACAGUUAAAGAUCAUAGAAAGUGCUGGAAAACAGUGAAGAAGAAGAAAAUGAAUGAGAAUGAAGAUAAGGAAGGAUCAUCAUCUCUGAAUAACACCAAAGAGGUAAACAAGACCUAUAUUAUAUCCACCCUGCCCCGAGGCCGGUGUCAGGAGUCUCCCAUGGCUGGACGUCUCACGCUUCAGAGAAGAAACACAUCCAGCAGAAACACUCGGGACGUUGAUCAGGAAGCGGGUGAGAAUACAGAGAACCAGGGUCAUGUUAAACGGUUAACCUUACAGAGACGAACCAGAGCGGGAGCGGACUCGGGCUCGGCAUCCCGUCCACACUGGUCCAGCAUGACCGAGAAACGAGCCUGGACCUGCUCCAAGAUCCUGUCCGAGCCCAACAGCCGAACAGUUCCGGCUCCAGCUCCUACUCCUCUGAGAUCUGUCAGUCUGAAGGAAACCGGCAUGAAAGAUCUCAUCAAGGCUGUACACACUCCUGGAAAGACGACAGAGAAAGCUCAGAGCAUGGGCCGGGACCAGAAGAAGAUCUCGACGCCGACCGGGAAAACCUGUUUCGAGAGGAUAAGCCUGAAGAAAGAGGUUUUCGAGAAAUUAUCCGUCAAAGAUCAGUCGAGAGUGUUCACCGCAAAACCAGCAGGCGGUGACCCGCACAAGCAUUCGGGCGCUGAUCCGAAGGGAGCGUCGAUCCCAGGGUCUGCCAAGAAGUUUCCGAUUAUCGGUCAAAACCGGAGCACGAUAUCCACCGUGAGGAAAAACACACCUCAGAUUCCCACAGGUUCAAACCCAAAACCGAAGCCUUCUCCGACUGAGACGCAGGUUCCUGUUGAUCUAUCAUCUGAAGAGCUGAAGAUGGAAAACAGCACGGUGACGGUCGCGGUUCGAGUAAGACCUUUCAGCCACAGGGAGAAGAAUGAAAACGCCGGUCGAGUCAUUUUCAUGGAGAACCACGAGACCGUAGUUCAGCAUCCCGAUACUAAACAGACGUACUCCUUUUCGUUCGACUUCUCCUUCUACUCGGCCGACGAAACGGACCCGAAUUUCGCCGGUCAGCAGACCAUUUAUGAAACCUUGGCUAGACCGUUGCUUGAAAGAGCUUUUGAAGGAUUUAACACCUGCCUCUUUGCGUACGGACAAACGGGCUCUGGAAAAUCCUACACAAUGAUGGGUUUUGGUGAAGAGCCUGGGGUUAUACCCAGAUUCUGCGAGGAGCUAUUUGCCAGGGUGGCCAGUGCUGACAAAAAUGUGUUGACUUGUCACCUGGAGAUGAGCUACUUUGAGGUGUACAAUGAGAAGAUUCACGAUUUGCUCGUGGUGAAGGACGAGCAAAACCGAAAGAAGAUGCCUUUGCGGGUCCGAGAGCACCCCAUCGACGGGCCGUACGUCGCGGAUCUGUCUACGAAUGUGGUCAGCUGUUACUCUGAUGUCCAGGCCUGGCUUGAGCUUGGCAACAAGCAGCGUGCUACUGCAGCUACAGGCAUGAAUGACAGAAGCUCCCGGUCUCACUCCGUCUUCACUCUGGUCAUGACUCAGACUAAGACAGAGUUAGUGGAAGGAGAAGAACACGAUCACAGGAUAAUCAGCAGAAUCAACCUGGUGGAUUUAGCCGGCAGCGAGCGCUGUGCCACGGCUCAGACCAGCGGAGACCGGCUCAGGGAGGGAGCAAGUAUCAACAAAUCUUUGCUGACUCUUGGGAAAGUCAUCUCUGCACUUUCUGAACAAUCUCAGGGCAGAAAGAAGACCUUCAUCCCGUACAGGGAGUCGGUCCUGACGUGGUUGCUGAAGGAGAGCCUGGGUGGAAACUCGAAGACGGCCAUGAUCGCGACGCUGAGUCCAGCCUCCAGCAACGUGGACGAGAGCCUGAGCACUCUGCGCUACGCUCAGCAGGCCCGUCUGAUCAUCAACAUCGCCAAGGUCAACGAGGACACCAAUGCCCAGCUCAUCCGAGAGCUGAAGGCAGAGGUGGAGAAGCUGCGGGCCGCCCAAAUGAGCUCGCAGGGCAUCGAUCCAGAAAAGAUGAGACAAUUCCAGCAAGAGAUCUCCGCCCUGAAGUCUCAACUCUCUCAGCAGGAACACGAAAUGGCCGAGGUGCACAGAACAUGGAAGGAGAAACUGGAGCACGCAGAGAAGAGAAAACGCGAAGAAACCAAAGAGCUCCAGCGAGUAGGCAUCACAUUUAAAGUGGAUAACCGGCUCCCCAACCUUGUGAACCUGAACGAGGAUCCUCAGCUGUCAGAGAUGCUCUUAUACAUGAUUAAGGAGGGGCAGACCAAGGUCGGCAAGCUCAAGUCUGAAUCGGCGCACGACAUCCAGCUCUCCGGGGCCCUUAUUGCAGAUGAACAUUGCGUUAUCUCCAGCGUUAAUGGUACGGUCAGCAUCACCCCGAUGGAAAACGCCAAGACGUUCGUGAACGGAAACCUUGUAUCUGAAACCACCGUCCUCCACCAUGGAGACCGAGUCAUUCUCGGAGGCGAUCACUAUUUCCGCUUCAACCACCCGGCCGAGGUGCAAAGUGGAAAGCGGGCGUCCUGUUGGAGCAACGGAGACGGACACAAGGACUUCGAGUUUGCCAAGAACGAGCUGCUUUCAGCUCAAAGAGCUCAACUAGAGGCAGAGAUUGAAGAUGCCCGAAUGAAAGCCAAGGAAGAGAUGAUGCAGGGAAUCCAGGUGGCCAGAGAAAUGGCCCAGAAGGAGCUGUCGGACCAGAAGCUUCAGUAUGAGAACCGGAUCAAAGUCCUGGAGAAAGAACUUGAGGAGGAGGCCGAAAGAAAAAGAGCACAGGAGGCUGAGAAGCAGAAGGUCACCAGCAAGAUGGAGGAACUGCAGACAGCGAAGUCUAUCCUGGAAAAAGAAAUGAGCACGCACAAGAAACGGUUACAAAUGGAGGCCCAGGCUGCCAGACAGGCCAUGGCUGAUAAUGAUAUUCGACAUGCUAAAAUCCUCGAAGCUCUAGAAGCAGAGAAAAGGAAAAUCGCAGGAGAUCUAGCUGAAAUUCAGAAGAAACGUGCCCUCAAGCUGAACCAGGCUCAGACUCCCAAGACUGCUCCUCCACAGUGGGAUGCCAUGAAAUUGUCGCUUAUGAUCGAAGAAGCGAACAAAAUAAGCGCCAAAUUAAGGAAACACACAGUGUUCAGCAGGCACGAAGUGUCCGAGCUGAGGAAUGAAGGAGGAAACACUGAAACGCAAAUCCAAGUGCAAAACACUAAACUGGGCAUCUCUACCUUUUGGAGCAUGGAGAAGUUCCAAAGCAGCCUGGCUGUCAUGAGGGAGCUGGAACAGGGCGUUUGCACCACGAAAGACGACGAGGUGUUUUAUGACCCCAAUGAUCACUGGGAGCCAGACAUAUCUUCAGCAUCCACAGAGUCUUCAUUCUCUCGCAGAAGGAGCAGGAGUCUGCUGAAGAGCAGACGCAUCUCCGGGCGACUCUAUGAAAUCCGAGUGCACCCCAUCCAGAGUUUAAACUGCACCUCGUCACAGCCUACGGGCCUGAUUAGCAUGAGCAAACCUCCUCCUUUUCACUCCAGCACGUCCGACUCGGCCUUGCCUGGCAUCUGCAAAGACCUCAUAGCUGCCACGGUUUCGCGCUUACGUGCCAGUUCAUCUGCAGGAGAAAACGAGAGCCUGGCAGACAAACUCACCCUGGACCUCUUGUCCAUUUUUAACGCUGCAGACUCCAUCGCCGGCUUGUACGGGCAGCUGGAUGACAACAGCCAGGAGAACUUGUUUGCAUGCAGCACCGAAGCACAGACUCAUCUUGUGAGAGCUACGUCGGCUAUCGAGAGAGCUGUGUUCGUUACCACGCACUGGGUCUCCAGUAUCUCAGCACUCAGUACUCAGUCAGUCUCCCAAACGGUGGAGGAGCUCAAGACUGAAGUAAAGAACACAGGAGGAUAUUUUCAGCUCCUCAUUCAGGGUUGUGAGUCCGAAAUCUCCUCUAUGGUGACCGAGGCCCAGAGGAAGGUGGGGAGGAGUACGGACGCAGCUCUGAGCGCCACGGCUCACCUAGCAGCAGUAACCGGCACACGUCUUGAUCUGGCUGAACACGGAUCAGACAUCGUAGGCAAAAGGUCUGCUGCGAUGUGUCUGCGCGAUGGGACGUGCCGAGGCGUGAGAGCUCUUCUAGAUGAGGCGCUCCUGAUCAGCAGAGAGAUGCUCAGACACGCUCAGUUAGCUCAACCAAGAAAUCAGAUUUUACAGAAACUUAAAGUGAAAAUGCUAGAGGUGGCAAAUCAUUUGCAAAGCUACAUUCACUGCAACAUGUUGAAGAAACCUGAUCAUAUGGAAAAUUAUCCAGAGGGAGCCGAUGCUGUACAGAUGGGACGCUUGAGAAACACGGCCUCCAAACUCUUUGAGCUAAACUACGCUCUUCAGCAGCUUCAAUCCUCUUUGUCUCGCACUCUAAGAGGUAAAGGCAGCGAUGUUGGUCUCACAUCGUUCAGAGAUACAGUCCAGUCUUUGACCAAGACCAUUAGUGGCCUAGUGCACGGGUUACCGAGACAGACGGACGUCUGCCACGCCGGUACUCUUCAGCUGCCGUGUAUCAAGAGCGUCAUGGAUGCGCGAGACGACCUGCACUCCGCUUUAUGCUCUCUAGCAGAACUGUUUAAUGAGAGCAUCGAAGAUGAUGUGGAAUCCAGGACCUUCGUGAAGCGUGAGCUCCAAGAAACAGCUCCAGGCUUAAGAAAUCGAACCGUUCCUAAAACAGUGUACUCGCCGUCCUCAGGCGUCAGCUCGUGCUCCAGAGACAUCCGCUGGGUUUGAGCUGGGUGUUCUUAAACAAAAAAUAAUAAUAAAUAAAUAGGAUAAGUGAUUAUAUUAUAAUAGUCUGAGCACCAGCAGGAAAUUUCCAGCAUGCACAUUUUUCCACAAAGAGGUACUGUAAUAUUAAAAGCACAAAUAUAACAUGUCUACAUGCCUUUUUUUAUUCAGAAGUGAUAAAUAUUAUCAUUUUACAUUAGAAUAUGCGAUUGUUUUAUAUAUAUAUAUAAUACAGGUAUGGGUGUUUUUCUUGUAUAUAACUAAGGAUAUAGUAAUAAGUUGGAGUUGGCAAUGCAAAAAAUAAUAAUUCUAAUAAAAUUUUGUUUUUUCUUUUUAAAAAAAAAAUACAUUAUUUCUUUUACUCACUCAAUAUUCAUAUAUGCACUGUUUUGCAGCUUUGCACAAACUUUCCACAAUCCCUGUCAUAUGUUUGUCCUUUUACAAGGUCAUUAUAGAAUAGCAUUUUAUUUAUAAUCAUGUAGUAAUUUAAUAGGUUGUGUACUAUUUUUAUAAUAAACACU
This is a messenger RNA of Clarias gariepinus (North African catfish), 5452 nucleotides long. It is a transcript of the gene kif14, whose product is annotated as kinesin family member 14. Bases 219 to 4934 code for a protein of 1571 amino acids. Lineage: Eukaryota; Metazoa; Chordata; Actinopteri; Siluriformes; Clariidae. Gene Ontology annotation, biological process: microtubule-based movement. The transcript is spliced from 29 exons. Gene Ontology annotation, molecular function: ATP binding; microtubule motor activity; microtubule binding. The record is from RefSeq and is a predicted model, not a curated record.